Aspergillus alliaceus is the source of this 1545-nucleotide messenger RNA. RefSeq names its product cytochrome P450. Gene Ontology annotation, molecular function: oxidoreductase activity, acting on paired donors, with incorporation or reduction of molecular oxygen; iron ion binding; monooxygenase activity. The transcript has 3 exons. Bases 1 to 1545 code for a protein of 514 amino acids. The record is from RefSeq and is a predicted model, not a curated record. Lineage: Eukaryota; Fungi; Ascomycota; Eurotiomycetes; Eurotiales; Aspergillaceae.
AUGGCAUUUAUAAGCAUCUCGUGCUUGUUCACGAUCACCCUUUACAUAUGCUACAAGUUGUUUGUUCGCACCAAUCGCUCGACGCUACCACUUCCGCCGGGCCCAACGCUUCUAAACCCAGGCGCAAUCCCGCAGAAGGAAAUAUGGCUUACGUUUCGAAAAUGGCACAAAGAGCACGGGCCCAUCAUCAGUCUGAAACUCGGAGUCCAGACGAUCAUUAUCCUGGGCAAUCACCAAAUAGCCCAGGACCUGCUGCAUAAGCGCGGCAGCUUAUACAGCACUCAUAUUCAGUCACCCGUCUUCAUGGAAUACGGGCCCAAGUGGAAACUCCAUCGACGGCUUCACACCACGUUUCUCAGCCACCAAUCCACUCGAGCUUGCCAGACUCUUUUAGAUACCCAAAGCAAGAAGGUCUUGCAUAGCCUGCUAUCUACAAACGACUUUGGAUCGUGUUUCCACAAGUAUGUUUCUAACUUAAUGUUCAAUUUGGCAUACGGAAAGGAUGUUGGCGAGGAGAACAAGAGUGAUCUGAAGCACAUGGACACGAUGUUCGAAUCACUGACCCGAGCAACCUCCGUCAUGACUUUCAUGGUGGAUAUACUCCCGAUCCUUGACCGACUUCCGAGAUUCCUCUGCAGGUGGAAAGUCAAAGGCGAAAUGAGCCACAACAAUGUGAAGAAUUCAUUCAUAAAAUGCGUUCAAUCCGCUCUGCAACAGGACACUUGGAACUGGAGCCAGGAGGCCUUCGGUAGAAAGGAAAGCAAAGACUUCUCCCUGGAGCAGCUCGCUUUCAGCAUGGGCGAGCUCUACAUAGCCGGAAGCCACACUAGCGACACAACCUUAAGGAUAUUCGUCUUGGCCAGUCUACUCCACCCCAGUGCUGUGCACGAAGCACAAGGAGAAUUGGACCAGGUCGUGGGAUCACAGAGGCUCCCGUCAUUCGAGGACCAAGACAAACUCCCGUACGUCAAUGCAUUCAUCUCCGAGGUACUCCGGUGGCGGCCAAUGGCCCCGACUGGUGGACCCCGUACACUCUCCGAAGAUGAUGAGUACAUGGGGUAUUUUCUCCCAGCCGGCGCCACUGUCAUUGCAAAUCAAUGGGAAAUGGACAUGGACGAGAGUAUUUUUGAAGACGCCCCUGCUUUCAAGCCCGAGAGGUGGAUCCAGAACCCGGAUCUUCCUCUUUCUGCCUUUGGCUUCGGCAGAAGAGUAUGCCCAGGACAACAUUUUGCACGGUCAACUCUAUUUAUUGCGAUAGCGCGCAUGCUUUGGGCGUAUCACAUAGACUGUCCAGAUGGGAGCAGCUUGGAGGAUGUGAGGACGGCAGACAGGUCCGAGCAUUUUGGUGUGAUAUAUAAACUUCCGCCUUUUGAGGCUUCGUUCCGCGUGCGAGGUCCUGAGCGCCAACAGCUGAUUGAACAAGGGUGGGGAAUGGCGAAUAAGGAUUGUAAAGAUUUGUUAAAAGAAAUUAGAAAUGGCGCCUUUAAUACAAAAGUGAUAGGAGCGCCCUCUGGGGCUCGCUGCUUUACGGGCGAGCGACGCUAA